This is a messenger RNA of Styela clava, 1781 nucleotides long. The record is from RefSeq and is a predicted model, not a curated record. NCBI's taxonomy places the organism in Eukaryota, Metazoa, Chordata, Ascidiacea, Stolidobranchia, Styelidae.
AAACAGAUAGAACAGUUAAUUAUUAGUUAUAUUUAAAAUGUCAGAAUCAAAAGAGAUGCAGAAGGGAGAACUCGCUCCUACAGAGUGGAUAUGGAAUGAAGAUAAAAACCCACCUUUUCAUAGGACACAAUACGCGCCUAUGCUGGUGAAACACUUCGACUGCUUAUUUGCCGAUGGUGAGACAGGCCGCGUUUUUGUUCCGCUGUGCGGAAAAACUCUGGACAUGAUAUUUCUAGCUGAUAAAGGGCUUGAAGUUGUUGGAUUGGAGUUCUCAGAAAUCGGAGUUGAAGGGUUUUUCAAAGACAACAAUUUGACCUACAAGAAAAUGGAUGUUGUAAAUCAGCCUUUGGUGCAGUACAAAUGCAACGAGAAAAAUAUCACUAUUUACAGAGGUGAUAUGUUUAAUUUGAACCCAGAUGUCUGUGGCCAAUUUGAUGGCAUUUGGGAUCGUGGAAGUUAUGUCGCAAUCAAUAUCCCUACUCAGCAGAAAUAUGCUGAUCUUAUUUUACAACUGAUGAAACCAAAGGCGAAAAUAUUAAUGGAGACUUUCACCUAUGACACGUCGAGAUACGGUGGACCUCCACAUUGCAUAACCUUAGAAAAUUUACAAAGCACUUUUGGGUCAAAAUGUCAAAUUAAAGUUGUUGAUACAAUGACCAUGCUCGCACAUCCCGUUUUCAAUGCAGGAGAUAUGAUUAUGACUCUUCCCUAUUGUCUUCUUUCAAUGAAAUAAAGUUUUAAAUUGACCAUUGUGUAUCAGAUAUGAUAUAGAGAGUCAUGAAGUGUUGAACAACUUACGACUUUACUUUUAAUCCUGGUUUCUGAUUAACAUGUUAAUUUAUUAAAGAACAUAAAUUAGUUAAAAUUCUGUAGUAUCAUUCUGAUUUAUUAAGUAAAAUUAAUGUUUGUUGUUUUGAUUGUGGGAAGGGUAGUGCAGCCAAUCAAAAGCAAGAGGUGUACGUCUAUUUCUUAUUAAAAUCAAAUUUAUUCACGUUUUUGUCCAAAUAAUGUCGGUGUAUUUUAUAGUAAUACCAAUUUUAAUUCAAAAUAAAUCUUAUUUUAUAAAUAAAAUAAAUGAGAACUACAAGCACAAUAAGAUCGAUUAAUAUACAAAGACAAAGAAAUUUUUAUUUGUUGAUACUAUAAAAUCGGGAGAAACUUUUUGGACACCUGUAUAUUUCUAAAUUGCUUGCUUUUUAUAAGUAUUUGUAAUAAAUACUUGUCUCACUCUGAAUGGUUUACUAGUCAAAAUGCUUCCUAUAGAAUAUGAAUAUAAAGUCCAAUUUUCUUCAAAACCAGUUUCAUAUGUUUUAAGUUUUCAAAUUAUAUUUCCAUUUCAUAGACUAUGAAGUAAUAUCUGUGUUUGAAAUUUUUGGUUGAUUCUACUGUAUUUACAUGCACUAAAUAUGUAAACUUUUUUUCUAAAUAAUUGCACUAUGCAGGAUGAUUUGACUUAUAUUUUUCCUUGUCUUGUAUUCAUAUCAUGAUUUAGUAUAAACGAGUAAUAGUACUACCGUAUAUCCUCACAUAUAAGCAGAGUUUAAAACUCGGAAAAAAAGUUGCCAAACUAAGGCUUAUACGCACAUAACUCUGAUCGCACUCAAAGGAAUUGACGAUGUUUUUCACGAUUAUUUACCUAUGUUAACCCCAGUGAUCAAUAUAGUAUUUCAUGAUAUGAAUAACUUCAAUAAUGUAGGUCAAGAAAGCUCUUCAUUCAUAACUAGGUGCUAAGUCUUAUUAAUAUUCAUAUAUAUUGACUUAAUUUUAUAUAUAAUCACAGA